Molecule: messenger RNA, 1203 nt
Organism: Ixodes scapularis (black-legged tick)
Lineage: Eukaryota; Metazoa; Arthropoda; Arachnida; Ixodida; Ixodidae
Product: vesicle transport protein GOT1B
Exons: 6
Coding region: 137-670 (177 amino acids)
Biological process (GO): retrograde transport, endosome to Golgi; endoplasmic reticulum to Golgi vesicle-mediated transport
Cellular component (GO): endoplasmic reticulum; membrane
Source: RefSeq, a predicted model, not a curated record
GAACAGAAACCAACAUGGCGCUCCCCUUGGCGUGAGGUUUGUGACGUGGAUGGGCUCGACUUUCCCCAAUAUUUAUUAUUUCCGCGGCCCAUAUUUCAACUCGGCUCGGUGUGCGGCCUGCUAGAAGACACAGACCAUGUUCGAAAUAACAGAUUUUCAAAAGAUCGGAGUCGGGCUUGCCGGCUUUGGAGUUGCCUUUCUCUUUCUCGGUGUCCUCCUGUUUUUUGACAAGGGACUCCUCGCCCUCGGAAACAUCCUGUUCCUGUGCGGCCUCGCGUUUGUGAUUGGACUCGAGCGAACAUUCCGCUUCUUCUUCCAACGACACAAGUUACGAGGGACGCUCGCUUUCUUCGGCGGUAUCUUCGUCGUCAUCUUUGGGUUUCCCCUCAUCGGGAUCAUCAUCGAAACCUAUGGCUUUGUGCUCCUCUUCAGAUCGCUUCCCACCUCGAUGGUCCACGGAAGCCUUGGCAGCCAGGAAUUUGGACGUCACGACAGCAGUGACACUCGCAUUGGCUCAUGCCUUUUGCUGGAACUUCUACGGCCAACUGUCAAGAUCGCAACAUUCUGGUUUCUUCCCGGUAGUCAUCAAUUUCCUGCGGAGGAUACCGGUCCUAGGAUACGUGCUCAACCUGCCGUUCCUUGGUGCGUUUCUCGAUCGCCUUUCGGGUGACAAGAACAGGUCGAUCGUAUGAAGGCGGGCCCUGAGCACUGCCCCCGAAGAUCUGCACGAGCCGUGGGCCCUCACCACCAGCCCAGACAUCCAGACCAACUCCACCCCUGGGCGCACCUCUCCCGCUGCCGUGAAAGAGUGAAAGACUCGUCUCAAAACUCUGGGUUGUGGAGUGUUCCAGCGGCAGACUGUGCUUUCCACUUGCCACUUUCUAUCUUGGUUCCUCUCCAUUACAUUUCUUUCCCCCACCCUUCAAAUAAAGGAGGCUCUAUUUAAAAUGCCCGGUGCUGGGAGCUGUCCAAUGCUGGGAGCUGUCCCGUGUGAUGUGGCGUGUGGAUUGUUUGUAGGCGCAGCAAUUUCAGCUACUCAUAAAAACUGGGAGGGUGCCUGCACAUGGACGGAGGUUUGAUAGGGAACCCGUUGGUAUGUGCAAUCUGAAAAGAUACAUGCCAUUAUCAUGCUAAGCUGGCUGUGGACUGCAUUACUUUUGAACGUGACAAGUAGUUAAUAAACCAGCAUUGCAUUUUACCUGA